Molecule: messenger RNA, 2037 nt
Organism: Symbiodinium sp. CCMP2592
Lineage: Eukaryota; Dinophyceae; Suessiales; Symbiodiniaceae
Source: the annotation of a GenBank genome assembly
AUGCCGCGUCACCGACAACAACGGGACCCUGAUGACAACGACAGCAUCGAUUCCGGAGAAGAUGAUGGUUUUCCGAACAUCGGUGACAUGGCAACCGAUUUCGAUCGUGCUGUGUCAACAGGCAGCGCCAUCUCAUUUUCGAGAAGAGGUGAGAUUAUCGAAAUACCAUCGGAGGCUGAUGGUGAUCACCUGGCAGCGAGGAAGUUGGCUAUUUCGGCAGGGUACUUUCAACGUGCUGGUUCCGACAGCGCUGAUGUCAGUAUUGUUGAGCGAGGAAGAUCAACUUUGUCAGCGCACAGGGCAUUCGGCUGUGCAAAGAAACUGGUUCGCAGUCGAUAUUUUGCGCAUUUUAUGGUCGUCGUCGUGUUGCUUGAUGCGGUUUUGACUGCGAGCGACAUAGACUCUCGCGCAGCUGGUGUUGACACGCCGCCGGCCGUGUUAGCCGGUUCCUCUGUAUGCUUGGCGCUGUACACGGUGGAACUGCUCUUGCAGCUGGCCGUUCGAGGCCCACGAAUUUUCAAGGACUGGCUGACGAGACUGGACGUGUUUAUCAUCGCAUCCGGUUAUGCCGAUGUUUUUCUGGGCAUGAUGCUUCAUGCGGACGUCCUCGACUCGAUUGGGAUUGUCAGAGUCUUGAGACUUAGCAGGAUUGUACGCCUGAUGCAGCUAAUGCGCAAGAACAGGUCUUUACGAGAGUUGCGUAAGCUCGUGACUAUGCUCGCGACGUGUUUCAAGACGUUACUUUGGUCCUUCUUGUUUCUGUCCUUGGUGAUGACCGGGUGGGCAAUGCUGAUCGUUGAGCUCAUCAACCCGUACGUCCUCCAGAUGCAGGCGUCUCAUCCUUUUAGCAAUUGCGAAGAAUGCAGGCGGUCGACCACAUCGGUCAUGCACGCCAAUUUGAUGCUAUUCAAGACCGUAAUUGCUGGAGACAGUUGGGGCCUCAUCGCAGUGCCCAUGAUUGAAAGCCAUCCUGAGACUGCCAUCAUCUUUGUUGGGGCGUCCUUGACCUUAGUCUUCGGCGUACUCAAUUUGAUCGUGGCUGUAGUCGUUGAUACUUUUGCAGAGACGCGUGAGAACGAUGUCGUCAACUUGGCACAAGAGAUGGAAUUCAGCAUGGAGGAUGACCAGCAGAUUUUGAAGCAAAUCUUCCGAAGGAUCGACACGAACAAUGAUGGCGAGCUCACUCUGGAUGAGUUGCUGAAUGGAGCCCGUACAGAUGCCGAAUUUCAGAGCAGGCUUCGAGUCAUGGACAUUGACGAAGUGGAUCUGCAGCAAUUCUUCGACAUGAUCGACCUCGACGGCUCUGGCUCCAUCGAGGCCGACGAGUUUGUGAUCCCUUUGAGCCGCUGGGUGCACGAUUCCAAGACUGCACCGAGAUUUAUCAAGUACAAUCUGAUGCGGGCCAUGGCCCAACAGGAAGAGCUGCUCAAGUACUCGCAUCAGCAUUUCGCAUCUAUUUCUGAAAAUCUCCAGGAGAUAAGCCGUGAGCUUCGAAAAGGCCGACGGCCGUUUGUCGCAGCCAAGCCACGGCGAUCUUCCGAUCCUCCUGUCGCCAAGCGCGUCUCCUUCGACUCCGAAAGCUCGCAAGCAUCCAACGCAUCGGUGCCUGAGUCCAAGGCCCAGGACACCUUACGCGAGCGAGCUGCGGGCAUCAUGAGUGACCCCCACCACUCUGUUUUCCAGCGCAAGCUUGACAAGCUGAAGGCGGAUCUUGAGAUUUCUUUGCAGGCAGCCAUGGGGCAGCUGGAUGCAUGCUUCCGCGAAGCCUCCCUGGGGUUGCAGUCCAUGCCACCCACCCUCACAUCGCCGGUGAAUGGUGAAGACGGUUCUCCACGACGGAGUUUGGUGAGGAAUUCGCAAGCUGAGGGUGCACAGGAUGCAAUACCGAACCCAGCCAGUGAUCUUGAGCACAGUAAAGCUAAAGACAGAAUGCCCAGCAAGCUUUCAAAGAAAGCCACCGGAGGCAUCGAUGAAUCUGAAUUAGUUUCUGGCGACCCGCCACUAGCUAGAGUCCACAUACGAACCAUGGAAGUUUGA